CCCCUAAACGCCCUCCUCAGAUCCUACAUCGUCUACUCCAUGUGCUCCGUCCCCUGGCUAGUCGACUACGCCCCCGCGAUCUUGCAAUGGCUCGGUUCUGUGCCGGGGUUGAAGCAGGUCUCGGAGGGGGUCAUUCGUCAGACUUUCUUUGGGCAGUUCGUCGGAGGCGACUCCAUCCCCGCCUGUUUCCCACUCCUCGAACGUCUCCGCAGGGAGAAGAAAGGCGCACUGUUCUCCUACAGCGUCGAAGUCGACGCGUCUGGUUCUUCCGCUUCGUCCGGAUCUUCCGACUCGGCUGCGACCUUGUCCUCGUCUUCGUCGCAUAAACAGAUCGUGGAGGAGCUCUUGGACUCGAUCGACCGUGCGGCGGAUUUCGAGGAUGGGAUGGCUGCUGGAACAGGAGGCGCGAAGAGUGUUGAUUCGGGACGGAGGACGUGGAUCGCUGUCAAGAUGUCCGGUAUGGUCCCCGACUCCCAAUCCCUCCUGCACUUCUCCGCCUACCUCACCCGCUCCCAGUCCCAAACCCCUCUCAAGCCCCCCGUCGCCUUCCCCGGCUGUCCCCGCGCCUCCGAUAUGGAUAUCAUCCUGAGUUCAAAGGCUAAGGCUCGAGAUCGGUCGCCGAUGACGGAGAGGGACGUGCAGGAUGUUAGGGAGCUUUAUGAGGAUUUGGUGAGGAUUGGGAGGAAAGCGCAGGAGAGGGGGGUUAAGUUGAUUAUUGAUUCGGAGUAUAGCUGGUACCAGCCUGCAGUCGACUCCCUGAGUCUCGCACUCAUGCGUCAAUUCAACAGACCACAGCCCGCGCCAUCCUUCUUCUCAACGCCCAAACCGACAUCUGCGCUCGUCGAACAACCCCUCAUCUACGGCACUUUCCAGGCUUACCUCCGGAGAAACCCAGAAUACCUCGCCCGGUCGCUCAAAGACGCAAAAGCAGGCGGCUACGGCAUCGGCAUCAAACUCGUCCGCGGAGCAUACCACCCGCAAGAAACCGCGGCCCAUCCGUCCUCUUCCACAUCCUCCUCUUCAUCCCCCUCAUCCUCACCAUCACCCUCGCCCCCACCCUCCCAUGCUGCAACCUCGCUCUCCAUCUCCCCCGAUCCCCUCCCUCCCGUCUGGGCCACUAAACCCGAAACGGACAAAUGCUUCGACGACGCCGCUCGUGUCCUCGUUUCCGCUCUCCGCGAAGACAUCGCACAAGCACAAGGAGCGCCACGGUUGGCUGUGAUGUUCGCGACGCAUAAUAGGGAGAGCUGUGAGGUUGUUUUGGAGCGGAUGGUUGAAGAGGGGUUGGCUGUGCGGGAGAGGGAGGGUGAGAAGGGAAAGGAGGCGUUCAGAGUUGGGGAUGAGGUGGCGAGGAGAGUUACUUUGGGACAGCUCUAUGGUAUGAACGACGAACUGACUGACUCACUCGUGGACAAGAUCAAAUCGUCAUCACCAAUGCUCGUCAAAUACAUACCUUACGGUGAACUCUCCCAGGUCAUGCCUUACCUGAGCCGACGCGCGGUAGAGAACAAGUCGGUCCUUGGAGGUGGCCAGGCUGCUGCAGAGCGGAGGAGGGCGUGGGGGGAGAUCUAUGCCCGCAUUUUUGGCGGGCGGUAAUUCAUUUAUUCUGUUUUAUUUCUUUGGCAAUCGUGUGGAAUAAUUGGAACUCG
Messenger RNA from Stereum hirsutum FP-91666 SS1, 1649 nucleotides. Its product is annotated as FAD-linked oxidoreductase. NCBI's taxonomy places the organism in Eukaryota, Fungi, Basidiomycota, Agaricomycetes, Russulales, Stereaceae. The coding region runs from base 40 to 1596 and encodes 518 amino acids. The record is from RefSeq and is a predicted model, not a curated record. The transcript has 8 exons. Gene Ontology annotation, cellular component: mitochondrion. Gene Ontology annotation, molecular function: proline dehydrogenase activity; FAD binding.